Messenger RNA from Carica papaya (papaya), 3771 nucleotides. RefSeq names its product crinkly4 (gene CR4). NCBI's taxonomy places the organism in Eukaryota, Viridiplantae, Streptophyta, Magnoliopsida, Brassicales, Caricaceae. Gene Ontology annotation, biological process: protein phosphorylation. The record is from RefSeq and is a predicted model, not a curated record. Gene Ontology annotation, molecular function: protein binding; protein kinase activity; ATP binding.
GCACACACACAACAAUCACAUACUCUCUCUCUCUCUCUCUCUCUCUCUCUCUCUCUUCUUGCCAGUAACAACAAUUCCUCAGCAACCACAAUAGCCAAAUCCAUCUAUACCGAGAUUCCACCUUCUGCAAUCCAUGAAAAACUACUUCUUUACACAACCUUGCACUGUAAAAAUGGACGAGGUUUGCCAAACUCUGCAGGUGUUCAUGAUAAUGCUGGUGGAACUCCAAAGAAGCUUACUUUAAUGGCGUCAGUCUUGACCCUCUUGUAUCAGUUUCAUGGGUGAGAGGUUUUUGGUUCAUGUCUUAUCAGACACGGAAGAAACAAAGGAGAGUGUUUUUUCUCUCUUGGGUCUGGAUUUGCAAGUCCUGAUCUUUUGUUUUCUGAGUUUGCAGGGCCUCGAAGGUUAUAAGAGGAGUUGGGUUUUUCUUUUAAUCACAUUGCUGGUUUUGUGAUAUAAUUAUAUGUUAAAUAUAGAGGCUCAGAGGUGUAUAAUGAUGGAGGGUUUUGUCUCAGUGCAUUGUCGGCGGGCUUUGUGUGGAAUAUUUUGAAUCUUCCUCUGUUUUUGAACAGUCUCCAGUUCGAUGUCUCAUCUGGGUCUAAAAAGGAAGUAGUAUCUCAGUAACGAUAAAUUCUUAGUCAACCUCCAGCUGCUACUUUCUGCAUUUUUCAAAGUCCAGUAGUGGGUCUGUUUCUGUUACCUUUUUGGAUAUCUGUAUGUGUUUAAUUCCAUAACUGGAAUCUUCAUUGCCAUCUGGGUAAAUUAUGAAGGUUAGCAGAUGGGAAUUAAGUGGGUUUCUUGUACAGUUUUUUUCGCUCCUAUCAUCAAAUCUGUGGAGCAUAGUUUCAGGUCUUGGCUCAAUGUCUUCCAUUGCUAUUUCUUACGGUGAGAAUGGUCCUGUUUUCUGUGGUCUAAAAGCUGAUGGGUCUCAUCUGGUGACAUGUUAUGGAUCAAACUCAGCUAUAAUUUAUGGAACUCCUGCUCAUUUCCCAUUUCUUGGCUUAACAGCUGGCGAUGGAUUUAUAUGUGGGCUGUUGAUGGACUCUAAUCAGCCAUAUUGUUGGGGAAGCAGUAGUUAUAUUCAAAUGGGUGUUCCUCAACCAAUGAUCAAAGGAGCUGAGUAUUUAGAAAUCAGUGCAGGUGAUUACCAUCUCUGCGGAUUGAGAAAGCCCUUGACCGGAAAGCGCAGAAACUAUGCUUUUGUUGAUUGUUGGGGAUACAACAUGACUAAGAACUAUGAGUUUGAUGGUCAGAUUCAGUCAAUCUCAGCUGGGUCUGAUUUCAACUGUGGAUUGUUUUCUCAGAACAGGACCGUUUUUUGCUGGGGUGAUGAGACCAGCAGCCGGGUAAUCAGCUUGAUCCCCAAAGAAAUGAGGUUUCAGAAGAUUGCAGCUGGUGGGUACCAUGUUUGUGGGAUCUUGGAAGGGUUAAACCCUAGAGCUUUUUGCUGGGGAAGGAGCUUGGAUCUUGAAGAAGAGAUUUCAGUGGCAUAUUCAGAUCAAGGAAAUGUGGAUUUGCCUCCAAAAGAUCCAAUGAUUUCGGUUGUGGGAGGAAAGUUCCACGCCUGUGGAAUCAAGAGCUAUGAUGGUUUUGUAAUUUGCUGGGGUUUUAUUGUCAAGCCAAGCACUCCAGCUCCUAGUGGCAUUAAGGUCUAUGAGAUUGCAGCUGGGAACUACUUCACUUGUGGGAUUCUUGCAGAGAAAUCCUUCUUACCUGUCUGUUGGGGUCUUGGUUUUCCUACAUCUCUCCCUUUAGCUGUAACUCCAGGACUCUGCAAAACCACUCCUUGUGGUCCUGGUUUCUAUGAAGUUAGCCAUGAAAAUGCUCCCUGCAAGUCUCCAAACAGUCAUGUUUGCUUGCCUUGUACUGGUAGUUGCCCUGCUGGGAUGUACCAGAAAACUGAAUGCACUUUGAAAUCUGAUCGUAUAUGUGAUUAUAAUUGUUCGUGUUGCUUAUCAGCUGAAUGUUUCUCGAAUUGUUCUUCGUCUAUUGCUGCUAAUGGGAAGAAAAAUGAAAGGUUCUGGUCAAUGCAAUUGCCAGUCAUUGUUGCAGAGGUUGCCUUUGCUGUUGUUUUGGUAAUUGUUGUAGCUUCCACUUCAGUUCUGUAUGUCCGCUACAGAUUGAGAAACUGUGAAUGUGCUGCAAAGGCAUCAAGGUCCAAGAAGAUUAAUGGGAAUGGUACUUUGAAAGACAAUGGGAAAAUCCGUCCUGACUUGGAAGAGCUCAAGAUAAGGAGAGCUCAAACGUUCACUUAUGAGGAACUUGAGAGAGCCACUGGUGGGUUUAAAGAAGAAUCAUUGGUGGGAAAAGGGAGUUUUUCCUGUGUAUAUAAAGGUGUAUUGAAGGAUGGGACUGUAGUUGCCGUCAAGAAGGCUAUUAUGUCCUCAGAUAUGCACAAGAACUCGAAAGAAUUUCACACAGAACUCGAUCUCUUAUCAAGAUUAAACCAUGCCCAUUUGCUUAAUCUACUUGGUUAUUGUGAAGAAGGGGGAGAGAGGCUUCUUGUUUAUGAGUUCAUGGCCCAUGGUUCCCUGCAUCAACACCUCCAUGGGAAGAACACUGCAUUGAAGGAGCAACUGAAUUGGGUUCGAAGAGUUACGAUAGCAGUCCAAGCUGCUCGGGGAAUAGAAUACUUGCAUGGUUAUGCCUGUCCUCCGGUGAUUCACAGAGACAUAAAGUCCUCAAACAUUCUCAUCGACGAGGAACACAAUGCUCGAGUUUCUGAUUUCGGUCUCUCCCUUUUGGGACCUGCAGAUAGUAGCUCACCAUUAGCUGAGCUGCCUGCUGGGACUCUUGGCUAUCUUGAUCCUGAGUAUUACAGGCUUCACUACCUCACAACCAAAUCUGAUGUCUACAGCUUUGGUGUACUACUUUUGGAAAUUCUCAGUGGCAGAAAAGCUAUAGACAUGCAAUAUGAAGAAGGGAAUAUAGUUGAGUGGGCAGUCCCUUUGAUCAAAUCAGGAGAUAUAUCAGCAAUUCUGGAUCCUGUUCUGAAACCUGCACCUGAUCUUGAAGCACUGAAAAGGAUUGCAAACAUGGCCUGCAAAUGUGUAAGAAUGAGAGGCAAAGAAAGGCCAUCAAUGGACAAAGUGACAACAAGCCUAGAGAGAGCUCUUGCUCAGUUAAUGGGCAGUCCGUGUAAUGAGCAACCUAUAUUGCCAACUGAAGUGGUUCUUGGAAGUAGUAGGAUGCACAAGAAGUCCUCUCAGAGAUCUUCGAACAGGUCAGUCUACGAAGCUGAUGUAGCAGAAGGCGAAGAUCAGAGGUGUGAGUUCCGAGCUCCCUCAUGGAUAACAUUCCCUAGCGUGACAUCUUCUCAAAGGAGGAAGUCAUCUGUUUCGGAGGCUGAUGUUGACGGAAAAAGCUCGGAAACUAGAAUUGUGGGUAAUCCGGGAGGAGGAGGCUGUGGCGGUGAUGGUUUGAGGAGUCUGGAGGAAGAGAUUGGACCAGCUUCUCCUCAAGAGAGCUUGUUCUUGCAGCACAAUUUCUAAAGCAGUUCACCAUUUUGGAUUUCUUGAUUUAGGGAUAAUGGUGGCUUGGGUUGGAAAUUUUAAAGCCUUUUUUUGGAGGUCACAAGGACAUGUAAAGACUAAAAAGAGAAGGAUCUGAUGUAUGUAAAUCUUCUGCGGUUGCCAUUGCUGCUACCAUGUUCAAAUUGUAUUCUAAUAGCUGUUAAUUAAUUGAUUUGUCAUGGUUAGUUUCUUUCAUGUAUUGAAAUUCUGAUAACUUGCUGGAUAUAUAACCUUGUGUGUUUUUUAUUUUUUAUUUUUU